UAGAAAUCAAAAUCCGAUCUGAUAACAACAGUCAUUUACCAAGAAUCACUCUCGUCUCCUUCUCCCACCAGUAACUGAUCAAUUUGUGAAGAACUUUCUGCGGAUUUCAAUUUUUCGCUUCAUCAAAUUUUCUGGGCCAUCUACGCCUUGUUGCGUUUUAUGUUCAUCGCCCACGCAACCCCUCGGAGAAAUUAAAUCAAGAAAACCUUUUUAUAGAUUACAAAAUUUUGGUUUUUCUUUGGAAAAUAACAUGGAUCUUGGCUGCAUUGAUAUGGGUUGCGUUGAGAAACCAAGAAAAGAAGCAUCCUGUGAGAAAGACACCAGCCCAAAAGAGGCUCCUAUCUCUGCUUCAAAGUCUGCAAAGAAGAGUAAAACAAAGGACGCUGUCCGUUCUAGCUUGAAUGCUUUGACCAAAAUCACAUCCCAAAUCUCGAAGCCCCCUCGUCGCAAAACCUCACCUGUAAAUUGGUUCCCAAGGAAAAAAGUGGAGCCUUAUUUGAAGAGGAAAAUAAAAAUGCUUCAGGAAGUGGACGGGAUGCAAUCAACUCUGGAUGAGACUCUUGGUGAUUCAAAUCCACACUACUCGCGAGUACUUAGAGAAAAGAUUGCAAUAAGAGAGGCUGCAGAGAAAGCUAUGGAGGCUCGAAAAUCUGCCAUGGUGGAAGCAUCUUGGUGUCGUAUACUUCAAGCAGCCAGCAAAGAAGCCGAAGCCCAGCUGGCAAAAGCAGAAAAAUCCGCAUCCGAAGCUUCUGAGGCUGCACGAGCUCUCGGGGUCAUCAUAAUGGACGAUGCACAGAACAACCACUAUAAAAUCGAGACAUCAGGUGGGCCCACCACCUCACACAGUGUCUUGGAAACUUUCGAGACCGCAUUCGAAAUCGACAAGCAAGUAGCUGCUGCAGUCAAAGAUGCUUUUAUUAAGCUCGCCAGUUGCCCGUCGUCCAUAAACAAGGAAGAAUUCAAAGACUUGCUGCGUAAAAUCAGUGAAAAUCCGGAAAAUGAUGAGAAUUUGAACAUGUCGGAUUUUACUGCAGAUUGUUGUGAACCGGGUAUUAUUGUGGACAUGAUGCUCGUUAGGCUUCGUUGCUUAAAAGAGGAAGAACUUUCUUCUCUGGCUACCAUAGUUGCUACCAGGGGUCUAAAUGCAGCUUUGUCUGAGAAGGGAAAUAUUAAUAAUAAUAGCAGCAAAAGGUAUUCUUUGUCAAGCUCUUCUUCUUCUUCUUCCACUGAGAAUGCCGAGAAUUCUCGUCUUAAGGCCCAAAGCAGAAUGUCAUUAGGUGGGAGGAGGAGUUUUUCUUCUUCGUCUGAUGCUGAAAUUCCUAGUUUAGACAAAUUUCUUGUUAAGCGGCUGACGAGGCUCGAAAGGGAUGUGCUGGAAGCGAAGAACGCCCGAAAAAAAGCUGAAGAUGAAAAGAAAUUAAUUAUAAGCAGUGAUGAAAAGGUUCCAGAUUUAGGAAGUGUUCUUGUGAAACAUGCCUCGAAGCUCGAGAAAGAGGUUGAAGGAGCAAAAACAGGCGACAACAGGAAGAUUCAAAGGGGCCCGCGUGUGAACCAAGAUUUCAGUGAGGUUCUUCCCAGCUUGGAUAAGUAUCUCGUCAAACACCUAACAAGGCUCGAGAGAGAAGUGGAAGAAGCAAAGAAUGGCGAAAAGACUGCAUCUUUUUCGACUGAGAAAAACGGGAAAGAGAAUGUGGACACGAACAAAACCGAAAAUAAGGACACGGGCUCUAAGGUUCGUCGUAAAGAAGGAGACUUUUCGAGUUAUGGCGAGAGUCUUGAUAAAGUUUUGGUAAAAAAGCACGUGUCGAAGCUGCAAAAGGAAAAGCUGAGUUUUUGUGGGGAUGAGGAAAUGAGGAUAAUAAAACCCAAGAGUAAAGCUGAGAGUAGUGAAGGCAGUUUGGACCAAGUUCUCGUCAAGCACAAGUCGAGGUUAGAGAGAGAAAAAAUACAGGUUUGUGUUGACGAGCAACAGAGUAAAGAAGGGGAAAACAACACGAGACAUUCUGUUUCGCGCAGAGAGGCUCGGGAGAGAGAACUUCAGGCAGCAUGGGGUGGAUUGAGCUUAGGAAAUUCGAUGAGGCCUCAUGCCGCAUGGAUGAAAGCAGAGGAAGAAGAAAGGAAAAGGGCAACGGAAGAACAGGCAGCAUGAAGUUUCCAAAGUACAUAGAUGUUGUGUUAAUACUUUCUUCUUCCCUGAUUAAUUACGCUUUUUUAUAUGUGUGUGUAAGAACUGGUAAAGGGGAGCGUAUUACAUUUGCCCAACCUUCAUCAACGGUUGAAUUUGUAUGAUGUUUUCAUUUUUUUUUUCCAAAACGAUAGAUAUUAUCUAUACUUAUAUUAAAGCGGGUCCUAUUUAUCAAAUUAAGUAACCAG
Molecule: messenger RNA, 2373 nt
Organism: Striga asiatica
Lineage: Eukaryota; Viridiplantae; Streptophyta; Magnoliopsida; Lamiales; Orobanchaceae
Source: the annotation of a GenBank genome assembly